AUGCUUUCCGUCCAUACAAAGCCAUCCCCGUAUGGUUCGACGCGUCGGACAUGCCUGACAGAACACUGCCGCCGUAACGCGCGACAAAAUCAUGCGAUGCACACACCGUAUAUUCGUAAAGUCGUUAAGUCUAUGUUUUGAGAGUAGGGU
Molecule: messenger RNA, 150 nt
Organism: Periconia digitata
Lineage: Eukaryota; Fungi; Ascomycota; Dothideomycetes; Pleosporales; Periconiaceae
Source: the annotation of a GenBank genome assembly